Messenger RNA from Tetrahymena thermophila SB210, 4968 nucleotides. RefSeq lists its product as hypothetical. NCBI's taxonomy places the organism in Eukaryota, Ciliophora, Oligohymenophorea, Hymenostomatida, Tetrahymenidae. The record is from RefSeq and is a predicted model, not a curated record. The transcript is spliced from 4 exons.
AUGAUAGAAAAUUCGACAUUUAAUACUGACGUUUAUGAACGGGCUGUUAUUUCUUUUAAAACAUAAAGAAGAGUCCUUGUCAAAUAUGGAAAAGUCAGCAAGUUUAAGAUAACUAGAUAUUACGUGUUACAGAAUGAGUUUUUGUUGUAUUAUAAAAAUUCUAAGUGCGAAAAAUCUAUCAGCUCUUUUAGCUUAGCAAGUUGCUCAUAUUCAAGAGAUACUUCAAAAAUAAAAAAGAUAAAUUAAUCUAUUAAAGUAGUUACUUCUGAUAACAAGAAAACAUUUUGGCUACAUCCUAUUUCAAAUGAUGAGCUACCUUUACUUGAAAGAUACAUAAAAUUUGUUAGCGAAGGUAAAUUCAAUAACGAUUAAGUUAUUUAGCAGUUGCUAAUUGAUCCUCUCUCCAAGUAGGAGAAACUAACAUCAGCAUAUUCUUCACAUCUAUAAAUAGCUUUCACUACUGCAAAUCAAGUUUCUAUAUAGAAUACUCAUAUUAACAGAAGUUCUUAACAAUAUAAUUAAGAAACUAUUUAAAUUGGAAAAUUACAAACUUAGGUAAAUAGAUUUCUGAAUGGCAACUAAGCUUACGAAGAGGAAUGCAGUUCAGAAAAUAUAAAAAAUAAUAUCAAUAUGAGCUAUUACAGCCAAAUGAGAUAACUAGAACCAUAAACUAUAGGAUUUUAAAUAUAAACUGCUGAAGAUAAAUUCUAACAGUAGAAAUAGUGUGAAUUAAAAUAGAUAGAGAUAGAAUAAAUUUAAAAGCAAUAAGAAAUAUCUCAAACUGAAAAUUAACUUUCAAAGCAAAGCACUCUCUAAGAAAAAUAAAAAACUGUAAAUGCUGGUGAAGAAUAAAUAGAAUUCUCAAAAAUAAAUUAAAUGGCAAACUAAAAUUCACAAAGGGAAUAAUGUUAUACAAAUUUGAUUCAGCAAAAGUAGUUUGUAAAAUUUUAGGUUACUUAGAGAAGCUUGAACGAUAAAGCAGACUAAUAAAAUUAAAGAAUAUGUGAAGAAGAAUAGCUUUAGGUUUACCAGCAAUUGAGAAGAAGCAUAAUAUCUCCAAAUUUUAAUUAAUUAUAAGGGAAUUAAGGUAAUUUACAAAACUAAAAUAAUCUCAAUUAGUAAAAUAAUGAAUACUUAGUUACACUUGGGUAGAUGAGUUAAAAUAAUAUGUUUACAAAUUAAGCAAAUAUGAGUGUGGAUAAUAAACAGAACAUUAGCUAUGAAAAAUUUAAUGGUAAUACAAUAAGCUAGAUUUUUAAAAACAUGGAUAACAAUUUUUCUCCUAAUCCUAUUGUCGAAAGUGGAAAUUUCAUCUCUAGUCCUGGAAACUUUAAAAUAAAUUCUUUAUAAGAUAAUAGUCAAAACGUAUAAGCCAUUAUUGAUAAGGAUAUAAGUGCAAUAAUAAAACCAAAUGAUCAUUCAAAUUAUCUUGAUAUUGAUGCUGAUUUGAAAUUCUCAAGUGACGAAGAGUAUUCUCAGAAUAAGAAUGAAAAACUUGAAUCAGUUAGACUGAAAUAUGAAAGCCUUUCCCCUAAUGCAAACAAAGGAUACUUAAUAGGGCAUAAUUUAUAAAAUAGUAGCAUAUUUAACUAAACUAAUAUUAAUAAAAACUACAAAAUCAAUUAAUAAUUAUUAAAUUAAGUUAGCACAAAACUUUUUUAAGAAAACAAUGAAGCAGAAAACAUCAUCAUAACCACCACCAAUAACAACAAUAUAAAUAUCAACAAAAACAACAAUAAUAAUAUUAAUUACAACAACUAGAAUAAUAAUGGAUUUUUCUUUGGUACUUCAAAUAUGAGUAAUGUUCCUUCAAGCAAGUAACUUUCAGGUAAUCCAACAUGCUCAACUUAAGCAACUUAAAAUGUUAUUUCACCCUAGAUGAAAUAAUUAAGAUACUCUAAUUCUUUGAAUAAUAUGCAAAAUUUGUAGAAUCAUUAAGUAGAUCAUAAUAGAAACAUUUAAUUAGGUCCUUGUAAUUUAAGUUCAAGUACUCUUUAGAAUAUAUUUUUCCCAGAAAGUUAGAAGUAUUACACGGAGUCUCCUCAAGGAUCUUUUUUUUCUCAUAAAGUUGAUACAAAUACCAACUUUUAAGAUGCGGCUAAUAACAGUACAAAUCAAAGAUUCUUAUAAUAAAAAUAAAAAUUAGUAAAAGACCAUGCAAAUUUAAGUGAUGUGCAUGAUCUCAGUGAAUAAGAAAAUAUUUCUUCAGAUGAUGAAGAAAUAGUACCAUCAACUUAGUUUUUUAUUAAAUAACAAGUAUUCUAUGCAGGUGCUUCAAAGAUGUUUAUGGAAGAUGGGUUUUCGUCUAGCGCCUUACCUCAGCAAUCUCAAAGAAAUAGUCGUAUCGGAGUGAUUUCAAAUUAUUCGUUUGAUAACAAAACAAUGAGUGAUACUGAUCUUUUUGAUUAAGUUGAAGGUAAUUUUCAAAAAAGUGCUAUAGAUAUCAUUUAAAAUGAAGAAGAAAAUUAAAGAAAAGCUAAAUAAAGUAAAAGAGCAAGUGAAAAUCUACACAGUAAAUCAGCCAGUUUAAUAAAUUAGCAUUUAGCAUAAUAAAAAAACUAGCAAAAAAUACAUGAAGACUAGAACCAAUAAUAAAAGAAUCCUUUAUAUAUGAAAAACCUUCAGGCAAAAACUAAUUUGAGAUAUGUUGAAUCAAGUACAGCAGGAGUUUAAAUUGAGAGAUAAGAUAAUUAAUUAUAAGAUUUAAUUUAUAGAGAUUAGUAAGUAGAUGAAGAUGCAGGCAAUUAUUUGGAUGAAGAUGAUGAUACUAAUCCAGCUAUUGCUAAUAAUGUCACUUAUAUCAUUGAAAAAUAUAAAGAAUAGAAUUACAAUGAAAAAAAUACUGGACUUUUUAAUGCUAAUGGGAAUAAUUAUGUAAAGAAAACUGACUUAAGUACAAUGAUAUCUUAAGAAAAUUAGGUUAAAAAAGAAAAUAGUGAUAAAAAAAACUAAAAAAGAAUGAAUAAUCACAUGCAUACAAAAUCUACUACUGGAUUCAGAUAGAAUGCAUCGAAUUCAAAGAGAAGUUUAUCGAAUGUCACUAUUGAUACUGAUAAGUGCAACAUUGAGUACACUUAAAAUACUCACAAAGAACCUCAAAUAAAGGACAAAAAGGAGUUUUAUAAUAAGAAAAAUAUUAUUGGAUAUAUUGUUCCUAAGAUGGAAGAUGUGAUACCUUACUUAAAUUAUUAAUAAGAUUAACACUCAAAAAAUGUUAACAAAUAAAUCUCUGUUGAAAAAUGUUACUCUGAUGGAUAUUACUAUUUGUGGAGCUUUUAAUUUGCUAACUCACAUGAAAUUUUUAAAAUCCAUAGAGAAGAAAAUAUUAAUUUCGAAUAUGCUUUGCUAGAGCACAAUCUUCUUAAAAUUAUUGUUACAGGAAAAAAAGAUUUAAUUGCUACAACUGAGUAAAAAUUUGCAGAAUUUUAUGAGUAUCUUAUAGCUUGUUAGAAAGAUGUUUAAAAAAAGGGAGAUAAAUCUACCAUUAAAUGUCUUUCGGGUAUUUCUUAAAUGAUGAUUGACCUUAUUAAAUCAGAAACAUACCUUGUUAGAGGUUUGCUCCAAGCAUUUUUAAAUAACAAAUUCUAAUCUUUUAUUUAAUUUAAAAAUGCUUACUAAACAUUUUAGAAAGUAAAGCAAAAAAUAGAAUCUUCUGUUCCUAAAAAUUCAUCCAUUCAUGAAUAUCUAAAGAAAGAAUGUGAUAUUUAUACAAAGAGUAGAUUUUACUUCAUAUCUGGGCUCUUCAACAUCGGACUCUCCAUGAUUCCAAGUUAUUUCUUAAAGAUUCUUAGCUUAAUUGGAAUACAACCUAAUAAAUAAUAUGGAUACGAAUGCUUAGAAAAGUGCAUAGAAUUACAGUCAAUCCGUUCUUCUUAUGCCUCACUUCUUUUGUGCAUAGAAUACAUAGAACUGAACCCAAAUGUUGAAAAAUCUAUUAUACUAAUUAAAAAAAUGAUAAAAACCUUACCUUAAUGUCCAUUAUUCUAUUGGAUGGCUUCUUUGCUUUCAUGGAGAUAUACCAAACCUGACGACGCUCUAAGUUUAAUAAAUAAGAGUUUAUGGAAUUGUGGUGAAGAACUAGGUUAAAUUUCCUUUUACCUAAAAUUUGAAAAAGGCUGGUAUAAUGUUUCGUAAUUUGAUUGGAAAUAAGCUCUUGAUCUCUUUUAAGAAAUAGUGGUUAUGGCUAUAGACGUAGAUAAUUUUGAUAUGGAUCUAUUCAGUAGUCUCGCCCAUCAAAAGAAGUUACCUGAAGCCCCAAAAUUAAUGAUGCAAUUUAUUGAAGAAGCUAAAAAUAAAUUUAAGCAAAAGCACAAGAUUAUUCUCCCACAUAAAUGCUGCUUAGUGGCUUUAGUUGCAUGCUGCUAUGAAAACUAAGGACUUAUUGAUAAUAUGGAUUUAUGGUUUCUUAUGACCUAAUAUCUUAUCAAGAAAAAUUAAGACCAUAAAACAGGAGUUGAUGAAGAUAUAUCCAAACUUUGUGCAAAAUAUAUCAACAGAUAAAAUAAAUAACUUAUAAAAUAUGAAAUAUUGUAUUUUGUUAAAGAAAUUACAAAAUUAAGAGAAGAUAUGCUUAAUAAAAUGGUGGAGGAAAUAUAAUUUUAUUAUGAAUCUGAGUAUAGUAGCAUUUAAGAUAUAUUUUAUAAGAAUAUUUUAAAAAACAACUCUCAAAAAGCAAUAGAUUUUGGUAGUACAAUAUUCCUCAGAAUUGUAUCUGGUUGUCUAUAGUAAGAUUUUAAUAUGGUUUAUCAGUCAGGAAAAAUCCUCGAUAAAAUAGCUGAGUUUAUUCCUGUAGACCAUCAUUAUAUUUUGCAUCAUUCUUACCAUUGGCUAGCUCGUUGCUAACUUUAAUAAAGUCUUUUCUCCAAUUCUAAAGAAAAUCUAAAAAAAUGCUUAAAAUAUAAAAAAUGUGAAUUUACUCUAGAAAAUAAAAGCUAAAAGCUUCUUUAAGAAAUCGAUUUUGCAAAAUGA